This is a messenger RNA of Rotaria socialis, 6474 nucleotides long. The record is from the annotation of a GenBank genome assembly. Lineage: Eukaryota; Metazoa; Rotifera; Eurotatoria; Philodinida; Philodinidae.
AUGAAAGCAACAGGAACACCACCAUCACUACCAGUAGUUCGUUUUCAACGUCGGCCAAGCUUAGGAACAUCGAUAGCGCGAGCUAUGAUAUCGAUGAGUCCGGACGUUGCUACAUUUGAUAGAAGUAGUGAAAAAUCGUCAAGUUUGAGCAUAAAAUUAUGUGAAUCCCUUGAAUCAUCUGUUUCGGGCACAUCCUGUUUUUCUCGGUCGACCGCUCUAAGUCAUGUAACAGGUAGUAGUUCAACAUUACAUUCGAUAUCGGAGCAAAUCACAUCGCCAACUUCUCCAGACUAUCAGACAUCACAAUUUAGUGCACUUGAAAUACCGAAUGAAUUAAAUUCAAUUUUCAAUCGACUUGAUGCUUGGCAAGAGCCACAUAGCGAACAAAACAUUACUGAAACUUCACGAUCGACAAAUGUUAUUCCUUCCGAAAAGCAUGUACUUCCAGCAAGCAAUACUUCAGAAACAUCUUCGUUUAUGAAAUAUAUUCAAGAAAAUACUAAUCUUUGCAUGAAAUGGGAUCGUAUAUUAAACCCAAUCAAAGAGCCAUUUACAAAAAAUAUAAAUGAUCAAGAACAUAUUCAAUUAGCAGUAACCUUAUUUAAAUUAAUUUUACGUUUUAUAAAUACAUCGGAGCAUGAUGCCAAAAAAGAUCGAGCAUUAGGUGAUUAUAUCGUACAAAUGGGUUUAAUGAAUGAAAUUCUACGUGAUGAAAUCCUAAUUCAAAUAAUAAAUCAAACGUGGAAUAAUAUUGAUUUAAUUAAAUUAGAUAAAGCCUGGCUUUUAAUGUUUAAUUGUAUUGGCUGUUUUUCACCGUCACCAAAAUUUCAUAAAUAUUUAUUCAAAUUUGUGUCAGAAGAAAAUCCAUCAAUUAAUGAAUUAGGCAAACGAAAAUUAUUAGCAGCAGCUUCUACUGAUGCUUCAAGAACAUAUCCAUCAACACAAUUGGAAUGGUCAGCUAAUAAGCAUUCGGCUCCAAUGGCACUUCAAGCAGAAUUUUAUGAUACUUUUCAAGCGAUGGGUGAAGUUGAAUCAUGGAUGACCGGCGAACAAUUUGCCUAUGAAUUGGUAUCAUCACGUGGUAUACUAAAAGAUAAUUGUUCCGGAUGGACUGUACUAUUAGACGAUAAUGAUAAUGAAAUAGAACUUAUGGGACAUGAUUAUGUCCUUGAUUUGAUUGGUGAAUUAGAAGUUCCUCCGUGUUCACCAGUUUGUAAAUCAUUUUUUCUUGUUCAUGAUGGUUAUGAUCGUUCAUCAAAAUGCAAAAAGCGUCGUCAUAAUCGUACAACAGUCAGAUCGAAAGAAUGGUUUUUAAAAGUCGAUAAUUCUCGUUCAAGUCGUUUAUCAAAAACUGGUCGAACUAUUUCAUCAUCAAAUAAUUCAUCGCCAUACAAAUAUCCGAGACGUUUCAGUAGUGUUGAUCAACAUGAGACUGAAAAAAGUUAUGCUAAACAUCAUUCGCCUGUUUAUCAUGAUUUGAUGAGUAAAAAAUCGAAUUCCUCCAUAUCAUCAUUUGAAAGUCAUGCUGAACCUCAGACGUUUCCACCACCACCACCGACUAUAAAAGAUCUGUUAAAAGCUGAUGCACACAGCGUAUAUUCAAUGACAGAUGGUCCAGAACAAGAAGCAGAAGAAGAAGAAGAAAAAGAAGAAAUUCCUAUACAGAAAACUGAAAUAAAUAAAGUGGCGCAUCAAGAAACACCACCAUUACCACCAUUGCCAUCAUCGUCACGGUCGGGUAAAGAAAAACCAAAAAUUGAUGAUGAAAUAAAACCUGUUGAAAAAAGAGUGCAACUAAGUAAUCAAUCGUCAAUAGGUAAAACAACAAAUCCAAAAUCGAGACAAUCCUUAACAAAUGAACGUAAAGGUUCAAUACGUAAAACAAAUACGUUUACAUCAUCAUCACAUUCUAUGGUUGAUCCAGGAUGUGGUGGACAUAUUAUGUCCAAGAUACCUGCUUUACGUUGUUUCCGUUCAACAAAGCAACAUCAUUAUGCACAAAAAUCUCAUAAAACGCCAUCAUUACCUCCACCACCAACACGUACUGUUAGUGAAUAUAAUGGUGUAGAUAAUCCAGCAUUAUUAUAUGGAGAAUUUUCUGGUGGUUCAGAUAUACCAGCAAAUUUAAAUCAAUAUGAAAAAAUUGGUUCAUCUAUUCAACAUAGAACAAAAGUUAAUGGUCAUAAUGAUGAGUAUCACCUAUCAAGUGUCUAUUCGGAUGGAGAUGCUCAUCCUGAUCUAACUGAAUAUGAACCUGAUGAUGUACAACUAAGAAGAAAUUCACCAACAAAAGAUAUUACAAAAUCAGGAACUAAAUUUGUAAAAAACAAAAUGGUACGGCCAAAAGCAGGAGGAUAUCCACAAGCUAAAAAACAAGGAAAUACCAUAUUUGAUUCCGAAUCGAUUGCUACUAUCACUGAUCUUCCAUUGCCAUGUCAUAAAUCUGACGUUGAAGCAUUUCUUGAUGAUCUCUUCGAUCGUGCACUUGAUCCAAAAAAUUUAGGAAAGAAAAUCAAUAAAACAAAAGCACUGUCAACACUGGAUCAACAUCGUUUACAAAUGAUAUCCAAUAGUCGCAUUGAUCCAUCAGCGCGUCGCAGUGGCCUAGCAACUUUACUGAAUAAAAAUCAUCCACAGAAAAAAUCAACAAUUCGUUCAUCGAAUGUCCAGGAGCAAAAAGGACCAAAAAAGAAAGCAAAACAAGAAAAAAAAGAAAGUUCAGAACAAAAAAAAACUCAGAAAACAAAGAAAAAACGUAUUCAACAAUUAAAUACAAACAACAAUAAUAAUACAGCACUAACAGAUCAAAGCCUUUCGUCGUUUACAAGUGAAAAUAAAUUUAUUCUCCCUCAAAUUGGCUAUUCAAGUCGAACGGAAACGGAUGACACAAGUGAUUAUAUCAAAUUUAUUGAAAAACCGAAGCAUCGUGUUUUCUAUCGUCAACCAAGUGGACUUCGUCGUACUCAACGAUUUGAUCGAAUACGUCAACCCUCUUCUACUAACUAUAAAAAAAAUAUAAAACUUAUUCCAAUCAAUCCGUCUGUAUGCUUUGCCACAACAUCAUCGAAUACGAAACCAAAUGAAUUACUAGAAUCCACUAGCCCUAAUGGACCUGUUUUUGUACCAGUUAUUAACAUCAGUGGGAAGAAAUAUCUCCCAGUCUACUUAAAAUCAUCAACCAAUGAUAGCAAUCCGACAGAUCAAACAAACCAAUCUGACUCAAUGCCCUAUAAUCCAGAAAAAUAUAUUUCACAAAUAAUAUCUCCUAACCAAUUAAAUACGUCGAAACAAACGCCAACUAUAAUCGAAGAAAAUGAAGUUGAAACACAAUCAAAUCCAUCUCCCAUAGCACCAAAAAAAGCCAAUAUUCAAGUCGAACGUCUUUCAAUGUCACAAUUAGAUUUAGUAUCCACACGUAAUGAUCAAUCAAAAAAACAGCCGGUCUCAAAAGAAAAUUCAGUAACAAGCAAUAAUCGACUUGCAAUCAAAGUUACAUCAAAUGUAAUCACACGGCGUUCUCCUGAAUCUCAAAAAUAUCUACGAGCCAAAACAGUGCGAAUAGGUAAAAUUCGUUGGCCACCACCACUCAAUGCAGAAGAAUUAGAUAAUGCUAAUCAGCAAAGACGUAUGCUGGUACAGCGUCGUAUCCAAGAAGAAAUUCAUGGCAAUAAAACAAUCCAAAAAGAGAUAAAACAAUCCAUGAAUAUCAUUUCAAGCAAUGAAACUUCACCAACAUCUCUAGAUACUUCUCAACGUUCUCAAAGUGCUCACAAUAUAAAACAAUUAACUGUGGAGUCAAAAAGUCAGAACACUAGACGUUCACAGUCGGACGACAAAGUCCCAUCAUCACCAGCGAAUGAUCAGCCGAGAAAAUCUUCGUUAACCAAUACGUCAGUUGAUCGUGUAUCACACUUGUCAGAUAAUGUUGAAGAUGAUGAUCCAUCGACAGGUGAACUUGUUGUUCGAAAUCAAUCACCAAAACAAGAAUUUCAUAAGACAAUGACACCAAUGAUUGGAAAAGAAAAUUUUGAGCUUCGCAAAAAACUAUUUGAACAUACUGAUGAGCCAUCAUUUGCAGAAGUCGGUCCUACUGUCAUCGAUGUAGUAAAUGUGUCAAAUAGAGCUCCAUCGCUGCCAACACGUGGCUUUUUAACUUAUCACAAUAUUCCAUGGAAAUUAAAAAUUCGAAAAGAGGUUUUUUCACCGAUCGAACCAUUUGAUCAACCACUUCUAAUUGAUUUACUAUAUCUACAAAUUGUAUAUGAUACAUUCUCAGCAAUAUGCAUUCGUAUAAGCGAAUCAGAACGAACGAAUAUGAAAACAUUUCUAUCAUCACAUGAUGUUCGAGUCAUUGAUGACAUAAAUUUAAUCAAUAAAUUAACAAUCAAAAAAGCAAUUAUUGAACAGGCACGACAAUGGGCAACAUACUUUUGUCGAUUUUUUCCUGUCUCUAUACCUAAAUUUCACUCUGGCGAAAUACAAAUGCUAGGUGUUUCGCAUUCAGGUGUUCGAUUUAUUAAACGAAUUCGAACAAAAAACAAAUCGGAUACUCUACAAGUACUUGAAACAUGUCCAUUUGAUACUUUGCAACAACUUUCACCAAUCCGUAAUGGUUCUACGAUUGAUUUACGCGUAGGAAAAAAACGAAUCACCGUACAUUCACACCGAAAAAAUCACUAUGAAAAAGUAUCACCACAUUUAAUAUCAAAUACAAGUGAUUUAUUGAAAUCGUCAAGCCAAUGUAGUUUUGUGAGUUGCAGUCAAACAUUCAGUGAACUUAUUCCAUCGACUUCAUUUGACAUGCAUACACCAAAACCAACACAGAAUGAUGUCAUUUUCCCAAAUCUAUCUACCUUGCCGGGUGGAUAUUCUAUGAUAGAAUUUGCAUUAAAAAAUUUUCAUGUUCCAAGCAGACGGCAAUCCAAGAAAACGUCGAAGAAUUCAGAAUGCACAUGGCAAGAUUAUAAUGAAUUGCUUAAAUGGUCAAAACAUCCAAUUCAGUCACCACUCCUUCGUCAUGGGCCAAACGAUAUAAAUCGUACUGUUCGACAAGCUUUUAUUGCCAUUAUGCGAUUUAUGGGCGAUCAUGCGAUGUCACGGGGCCAAACUGAUACCGAUUGUCUAUAUUAUCUUCUAAAACAUAUGAACAAAAAUCGAGCAUUAAUUGAUGAAAUUAUGUGUCAAAUCAUCAAACAAUUAACAGAUAAUAAAAGUGCAAAGCAAGAUAGUAUGCAACUCGGAUGGAAGUUACUUGCGAUUGUACUUAAUUAUUUCAUUCCAAGUGAAAAUCUAAGACCGUAUUUUAUUAAAUAUCUUAAUGAUAAUAUAAUUCAAAAUGAAAAAUUAGUUCAACUAUGUUUGAAUCAUUAUGAACAAACAUUGAAAUAUGGUGGCAGAAAAAAUAUGCCAAGUAAAGUGGAAAUCGAUCUACUUGCAGCUAGUGGUCGACACGGAGGCAAACGUCAAAUAUUUCUAUUACCAGGAGGAGUCCCAUUGACUCUCAAGACGACAUCAUCGACGGUGAUUGCUGAUUGUCUAAAUCUCGUAUGUGAACAGUUGCAUAUGCCGAAUAGUUUAGAAUAUGAUGAAUAUUCUAUUUUUAUUAUCAGUACUACGGAAAAUCCAUCACGUUUAUUGAAUCCAAAUGAAUAUCUAUUUGAUAUUCUUAGUGAAUGUGUUGAAUCAAAGAUGACUGAUUAUUAUUUAAUUAUAAAGCGUAUGCUUUGGUUUAAUAUUCCUAUGAUAUUCGAUAAUAAUGACAAAUCCGAAAUGUUUAUCAAUUUCAUGUAUCAUCAACUUGUGCCAGAAUUAUUUGAAGGUACCAUGAUUGCUAUCAAAGACAAUCAUAUAUCGGAUGAUCUUAUGCAUCAAUUAGCACUGAUGGCUGCUCUACAUUAUCGUGCUUCGAAUAAGAUUGGUCUUCCUUCAAUGCGAGAAGUAAAACAUCUACUUCCAGCUACUGUACUCAAGUUGAAAAAUAUUCGUCCUCAGGUAUGGACAACAACAGUGCACGAAGAACUUUAUUCAUCGGUCGAAGCGAUGACAACAAUGGAAGCGAAAUUAAAAUUUCUAACUGUUAUUCAAGCAUCGUCUCUUUUUGGUGUGACAUUUUUCCCCGCUCAGUCAGUAGAUGAUGCAUCAAUUCGAUCACCUUGUAUAAUUGGUAUUUCUAAAAGUGGAAUUUUAUUUCUUGAUAUAGAUACACGAGAAACUCUUUUUUCCAUACCCUACAACGAUGUGGUUUCAAUUCGUCGUCGUCAAAAUGCAAUCGAUGUUAAAUACGGCAGUUUGAAUCAACCUCGCCAUAUCCAAUGUCAAGUUGAUAGGGCGCAAGAUCUUGUUGCAUUAGCUGGACGCUAUUUGAGCUUUAUUGGCCGAAGUCUAGCAUCAGCGUUGGAGAGAAAGACUGAUUCUCAACAAUUUCAUAGACCAGGAUCCACAUCAUGCAAUGAUCCGACUAGUACAAUAUUGUAA